Molecule: messenger RNA, 4911 nt
Organism: Notolabrus celidotus (New Zealand spotty)
Lineage: Eukaryota; Metazoa; Chordata; Actinopteri; Labriformes; Labridae
Gene: erbb3a
Product: erb-b2 receptor tyrosine kinase 3a
Exons: 28
Coding region: 260-4528 (1422 amino acids)
Biological process (GO): positive regulation of kinase activity; cell surface receptor protein tyrosine kinase signaling pathway; multicellular organism development
Cellular component (GO): basal plasma membrane; signaling receptor complex
Molecular function (GO): ATP binding; protein tyrosine kinase activity; neuregulin binding
Source: RefSeq, a predicted model, not a curated record
ACAGUCAAUUAUCAAACGGUGAAAACAGGGACUAGUUUUCGACACUGAACGGGUUUACAUUUUUAACUGUGACAAGAAGGAAUAAAACAGCAGCUGCUGGUGGUUCUGGAUUUACUCUGUUUUACUCAUUCUGAAUGGACUGUCAUGGUUUCAGACGACUGAGGAGUAUUUUUUUUCACGGGAAAAGGACGAACUUCUUCUUGGUAAUAUGAAUUUAAUGUAUGUUUGAAACGUCGCCUGCUUUGGAAUUUGAGCGAGGAUGACCGCCGCCCCCCUCACGAGGAAGGUGCUGCAGGUGCUGUGGGUCCUGCUGCCGUGUGCUCUCCAGCUCUGCAGCGCACAGACACAAGGAGUGGUGGUUUGCUCUGGCACCCAGAAUGUUCUGAGUAUGACGGGAAACUCAGAGCUCCAGUACAACCUGAUGAAGGAGCUGUACAGUGGCUGUGAGAUCGUGAUGGGAAACCUUGAGAUAGCAAUGAUGGAGCACACAAGAGACUUCUCCUUUUUAAAGUCCAUCAGGGAGGUGACUGGCUACAUCCUCUUCGCCGUCAAUGAGUUCAGCCGCUUGCCCCUGGACGACCUGCGUGUCAUCAGAGGCACCACCCUGUAUGAGAAUCAGUAUGCUCUGGCCGUCAUGGUCAAUUAUCAGAAGGACGGGCAGCAUGGUCUACAAGAGCUGGGCCUGACACACCUUACAGAGAUACUGGAGGGAGGGGUCAAGAUCAUUCAGAACAAGUACCUGAGCUACGCUCCACAGGUGAACUGGCUGGACAUAGUCAAGGAUGGAACGGCUGAUGUUAUGAUCGAGGACAAUGGUCCCGAAAUGCCUUGUCAUGAAGCAUGUGGAGACUUUUCGUGUUGGGGCCCAGGCAAUGACACGUGCCAGACCUUGACAAAGACUGUGUGCGCCCCUCAGUGUAAUGGACGAUGCUUUGGUACAAACCCGAGCGAGUGUUGUCAUAUCGAGUGUGCAGGAGGCUGCACUGGGCCACUGGAUACUGACUGCUUUGCCUGCAGGAACUUCAACAACUCGGGCCCCUGUGUGCCUCUGUGUCCUCAGACCCUCAUCUACAACAAGCACACAUUCAAACUCGAGCCCAAUCCCAAUGCCAAGUACCAAUACGGCUCUAUAUGUGUGGCCCAAUGCCCAACUAACUUUGUGGUGGAUGGCAGCUCAUGUGUAAGCAGCUGCCCCUCUGAAAAAAUGGAGGUGGAGAAAAAUGGAGUAAAAAGAUGUGAACCCUGUGGAGGCCUCUGUCCAAAAGCCUGCCAUGGCACGGGAGGUACAACCAGACAGACAGUUGAUGCUCUUAACAUUGAUAGUUUCAUAAACUGCACGAAGAUCCUUGGCAGUCUCCACUUCCUUGUGACUGGAAUCAAGGGUGAUGAGUACAACGGUGUACCAGCCCUUGAUCCAGAGAAACUAAAAAUCUUCAACACUGUGAGGGAGAUUACAGACAUCCUCAGUAUUCAGUCCUGGCCAAAAAACAUGUCCGACCUGUCAGUCUUCUCCAACCUUCAAACAAUUGAGGGCAGAACGCCAUACAAAGGCUACUCCCUCCUGGUGAUGAAGAUCCCCUCUCUGACCUCACUGAGGCUGCGUUCAUUAAAAAAAAUGAACGAUGGCGGCGUCUACAUCACAGGAAACAAGAAACUGUGCUACCACGACACUGUCAACUGGACACGGAUCUUGAGCAGCAGCAGCUCCCGUCCCCAGCGUCGGCAGAAGCACAUUGACAUCAAGGAUAACAGACCAAGAACUCAGUGUGUUGAUGAAGGCCACGUGUGUGACACCCUGUGCUCCUCUGAUGGCUGCUGGGGCCCGGGUCCUAACCAGUGUGUGUCCUGUAAGAAGUUCAGCAGAGGAGGAACGUGUGUGCAAGACUGCAUGUUCUUAACCGGGGAGAGGCGGGAAUUUGCUACCCGGUCAGGCGAGUGUAAGCCCUGCCACCCAGAGUGUAAGGUCCAGGAAGGAAAGCAGACCUGCACAGGCCCGGGAGCAGAUCAGUGUGUAGCAUGUGCCAGGCAGCAAGACGGUCCACACUGUGUCCCCUCAUGUCCUGAGGGCGUCAUGGGAGGAGAAGAAGUCAUCUUUAAGUACCCAAACAAGCAGGACCGCUGUGAACCUUGCCACGCCAACUGUACCCAAGGGUGCUAUGGUCCAGGAAUUGGAGACUGUGUUGGGUCGGUUUCCUACCUUUCUGGACAAGAGACCACCGCCAUUGUACUUGGAGUGAUUGCCCUCCUCUUUGCUUCAUUCUCUAUUUUUGUGCUGACUGUACUCUAUCGCAGAGGUCUUGCCAUUCGUCGCAAGCGAGCCAUGAGGAGAUACAUGGCGAAUGGAGAGAGUUAUGAGCCUAUGGAUCCUGGAGAGAAAGGAGCUAAAGUCCAUGUUCGGAUCCUGAAGCCCACAGAUCUGCGUAAGAUCAAGCUGAUAGGAAAUGGAGUGUUUGGACAAGUCCACAAGGGCAUUUGGAUCCCUGAGGGCGAUACAGUGAAGCUCCCUGUGGCCAUAAAGACAAUUCAUGAUCGCACAGGACGGCAGACCUUCCAUGAGUUGACUGAUCACAUGAUGAUGAUUGGAAGCUUAGAUCAUGCGAAUGUGGUCAGGAUUCUGGGUAUUUGUCCUGGUGCCAGCCUGCAGCUCGUCACACAGCUCAGCAGUCAGGGCUCCCUGCUGGAGCACGUCAGGAACUGCAAGAACAAACUCAGUCCUCAGAGGCUCCUCAACUGGUGUGUUCAAAUUGCAAAGGGGAUGUAUUACUUGGAGGAGAACAGGGUUGUCCAUAGGAACCUGGCUGCCAGAAAUGUUCUCCUGAAGAAUAACUACACAGCACAGAUCUCAGACUAUGGCAUCGCAGAUCUCCUUUACCCUGAUGACAAGAAGUACUUUUACAAUGAGAUCAAGGCACCAAUCAAAUGGAUGGCCUUAGAGAGCAUCCUGUUUCGCAGAUACACACAUCAAAGCGAUGUCUGGAGUUAUGGUGUGACUGUUUGGGAGAUGAUGUCCUACGGCGCAGAGCCGUACGCUACAAUGCGUCCACAGGAAGUUCCUGAUCUGCUGGAAAAGGGCGAGCGACUCUCCCAGCCUCAAAUUUGCACAAUUGAUGUCUACAUGGUCAUGGUCAAAUGUUGGAUGAUCGAUGAGAAUGUCCGUCCAACAUUCAAAGAGCUGGCGAAUGAAUUCACCAGAAUGGCCAGAGAUCCACCUCGCUACCUGGUGAUAAAAGAGGACUGCAGCCAAGCUGACUCACCCCAAGAUGAACUUGCCCAGCGCAGUGCAGACCUGGAUGACCUGGAUGAUGUAGACAUGGAGCUGGUGGAACAGGAGGACAAUGUGAUAGAUGGCUUGACUCCAGCUUCCCACUAUCUGUCUCAGUCCAGGAGCCUCAAUCGUCUCCCAAGGAUGGACUCUCAUAGAGUGACUCUUGCAUCGUCAAAUGUGCCGGGAUAUCUGCCUAUGACUCCAGGUGUUGACAACCCAGGGCAGGCAAUAUGGCAGUCCCGUUCUCGGCUAAACUCGGCUCGAACUAUGUCUGAAAGCUCAGAGGGCUUCGGCACAGCAGUCGAGCUGGAGAUGAGUGAGGACUUUUCUCUGGCAGGGAGCCUAAAAAGAAGACGUCACCGUGAGGACAGUGCUUAUGUGUCGCAGAGAGACAGCUUGUCUGGCGGACCACCAGAGACUUCAUCACCAGAGAUGGAGGAAGAGGACCAGAAUGGAUAUGUUCUUCCUGGAGAAAGCCCAGAGAGAGAGAACCUACUUUCCUCAUCUCGAGCCACUACUGGCAGGAUUGGCAAAUCCCAUUCCUCAGGCCUUUUGGACGAUCCGGAUGAUGAAGAAUACGAGUAUAUGAACAAGCAGACACCUGUCUCGCCCAAGCAAAACAGCAACUGGAUGAAGCCAAACAAGAAGCGCACCUCCUCCAUGUCUUCACAAGCAACAGCAUGCUCAGGAGAUACACUAUCCAUGGAGGCCAGGAGAGGUCACUCAGGGACCAAUCAAAGCUCAGAUUCUGAGCAGCAGGGAAUUAAUGAAGUUGAAUAUGAAUACAUGGACAUCAGGGGUAAUGAAAAAGAUGAAAGCCCUCCACCACACAACCCUCCUCCUCCUCCUUUAACACCAUUGCGGACUACCAAAGAGGGGGAGGAGGGAAACAAAGAUGAGGAAGAAUAUGUGGAGGACAGUAACUAUCAUUACAUGAACAGACAGCCAAAGCUGCGUCAAGCUCUUCAAGACAGGGACGAGAUUGUAAUGCAGGAAAGGGAUGAAGGAGAGGCGUAUGAGUAUGAGGACAUGGACUGCUUUGUUGCCUUGGGGCCUGGAGAUGCAGUGGUGUACCAGAACAUGCAGAGUGAUGCAGAGGAGGCAGGCGGGAGCAAAGAGUCAUAUCAAUCUGGAUUUGAACCCUACGUGAAAGUGCGAGCUGGAGUUGGAGUUGGGGAACCUGCAACUGGGGACCAAUCUUUUGACAAUCCAGACUACUGGCACAGCAGGAUGUUCCUGAAGCCCAAAGCGGUGCCUACAUGAAGAAUUCUUUAAAUCUUUAAACCUUCCCUCUGAGACAUUUUCAUGAAGGACUUGGAACAGGAAAUGUAGCCACAAGCCAUAUUGAAAGGACAUCCAUCCCAUAAUUUCAAAAUCCAAAUAUGUUUGUAUGACUUUAUCACAGGUAAAUCGUUUUUUACAGGCUGGCAUUGUGUUUGUAUGGGCAUUUCCACAAAUAGUAGCACUGGAUGUUGAGAAACACUGACCGAAAAAAGCAGACAACAAGCUAAAUCAUCCUGUUUACAUUCUUAAAUGAACAAAAUGUGUUUUAUAACAAAUGUGUUUGUUAUGGACUUCCAUGUUGUGAGACCUCUUUUAAUCAUAAUCUAUGGAAUUUAUUUUCUACACAAUAAAAGUAUUUUGAA